UACAAAAAUUUCAAAAUGGCCGGCUGCAACGUGAAGUUAAAAGGCAAUAGUGUAAACUUAAUCGUGGAAAUAGCUGUUCGUGUGGUCUUAUUUAUAAUAUUUCUAAUACUUGAAGAUGCCAAGCCUUUUAUACGAGUCAUUCAUGAUGAGGAAAUGUGGCUGUACAAGAAUCCAAGGUCUGAAGACACUAUACCUACCCAUGCAAUGUUUAGUAUUGCAAUAAUCUUACCUACCAUUGUAAUAUGUGUGUUAACAACACUGAGAAAGGAUAAAGUGGAUGCAAGAGAAGCAUUAUUAGGUCUGUCUUUAAGCCUUGCACUAAAUGGAGUGAUAACAAACACUACGAAGAUCAUGGUUGGAAGACCAAGACCAGAUUAUUUUUGGAGAUGCUAUCCUAAUGGAGUACCAACCAAAGACUUGCAGUGUGAUGGUGACCCAGAUGUUAUUCUGGAAGGAAGAAAGAGCUUUCCAAGUGGACAUUCUUCAUGGGCAUUCAGUGGGCUGGCCUACUUAUCUCUGUAUUUAUGUGGCAAGCUUCAUUGUUUCCAUGGUCAUGGCAGAGGUCAAGGAUGGAGGCUUUGUGUUUCGCUUACACCUUUUCUAAGUGCAUUAGCCAUUGCACUGACAAGAUAUUCAGAUUAUAAACACCACUGGCAAGACAUCACAAUUGGUUCUUUUCUAGGUAUUGGUAUUGCUGUAAUAUGCUAUCGUCAGUACUAUCCAGCAAUUAACAAACCCCACUGUGACUUACCUUACUCUGCCUUCGCCCCCCUCAAACACAUCGACGAACAAGAUGGGCAUCCUGUUCUACCGCUCCUUGCAUCUGAUGCCAAUAAGAGCAACUUCCAUCCAGCCAUCACUAAACAUUUAUGACAGGAAUUUAGAUUCGCUGAAUUASCAGAGAAAUUUUAGCUGUGAACAGGUAGUUAUAAUAAGGUUAGUAAUUAAAACAGUGUAUGCCAUAGUUGAUUGAAUGCGAUAAKUAUUAUUGUCCAUAAAUCGACUCAUUAGAAUGGAAGCUAUUAUGUUUUGUGUCUAAAGGAGCAGGCGAAGCUCAGUUGGUUAGUUUAAGGCUUUUUGGAGCUUGAGGUUCACAGUUCGAUCCUCAUGAUCUCCACAUCUGUUAAGACUUCUCUCUAAUCUGUGUAGCUUCAGCUUUGAAUACUCUUAAAACAGAGCACUGAUGGACAGAGAGGGUAAAGUGCGCACCGUCGGCUUCCAUUGAUAGCAGUUGAAUUUCAACUGAAGGAACUACCGACGUUARAUAUAGRUAMUUUUACCUUUACCUUUUUGUCAGUGAGUUUGYAUCCGAUUGGCUAAUUUGCCUAACUUCAAAAUCAACAAAUAAUUAUAUUGAAAUAUAUAUGACUUCAGUGUGACCUUAAUAACUGCUCUUGGCAAAUGUUGCUUGACUGUAGAAAUUUAAAAUAUCACAAAUUGCRGGGGUUCGAUCAUCUGAUAAAAGGCUUUGAAUCUCAAUAUCUGCUCCAAAUGGUGGUCGAACACAGACCACCAUGUGCUGUCAGCCAGGAGGAAAAUAUCUAUUGAAAAGCAAAAGGAACUCAACUGAUGACCAUUCUGACACAUAAGACCAUGUCAAGUGAAACCCAGCAAUACCAAAAUGAACAAAUUAUUCUAAAAUAUUUAAUAUAUUAUGAUGACUAUGUCUGUAAUAUAUUGUACAUGUCAUCAAGUAACAUUUAUCUAUUGUUUGCCAGAGGAAAGUCAAAGUUAUGUUUAUCUAACUGGACGUAUAGAAAUGGGAAAAUGGGGAAAAUAUGAAAUUAUUAU
Molecule: messenger RNA, 1791 nt
Organism: Actinia tenebrosa (Australian red waratah sea anemone)
Lineage: Eukaryota; Metazoa; Cnidaria; Anthozoa; Actiniaria; Actiniidae
Product: phospholipid phosphatase 5
Biological process (GO): phospholipid dephosphorylation; phospholipid metabolic process
Cellular component (GO): membrane
Molecular function (GO): phosphatidate phosphatase activity
Source: RefSeq, a predicted model, not a curated record